Molecule: messenger RNA, 1610 nt
Organism: Microbotryum saponariae
Lineage: Eukaryota; Fungi; Basidiomycota; Microbotryomycetes; Microbotryales; Microbotryaceae
Source: the annotation of a GenBank genome assembly
AUGCCAUGUCAAAGUGCAACACUCUUGGUAUCGCUGGUCCUCGGCCCGGUCUUCGUCCAGGUCGCUUCCACACCGACCCCAAGGCUGGGGCCCCCAAUUGGCCUAAGCUACCUCGAUACCUCCGUGACCAAGGACCUGAGUGACGACUGCAUGGUAGCAGCGGUGAUGUUGAUGAAAUCCCAACUCGUGAGUACCACCGCCACCCUCGAACGAUGAGACAUGCCCCGACCCUCAUCACAAACACCUGGCAAACUCAGCUGACACGUACCGCCGCUCCACUCGCUCGCGCGGCCCUCACCCAAGACACGCUGCGUCGACGUGCCGGGCUUCAUGACCGUGCUCACCGCCGACAGAACAACUACCACCACCUCACGUGAGUCAUUCCGCCUCGUUCUUCGCCCGCAACUUGUCCGAUGUCAUGCACUCGUGUCUCGGGCACAUGUGAAUCGUACUCCCGCGGUUCCUCGGUCCCGGACUUGUGCCUCAUAUCGCGGUCGAGGUGAAAUCCCGAUACGUCGGCGUGAAGGAGCUCGUAUCCUUAAUUGCAAAUCCCAGCUAGUCUUGCUCGAACAUACACACCCCGCCGCACCGGAAUUCGUCUCCUGUCGGGCGGUAAGGGCGGUAAGAGCGGUAAAGUGGGCGAGUCCGAUUUUGUUCGGCGAACGGGGUACCACCCGGAACUAGCGGUCUCUGAUCGAAUGGAGGUCUUGUACCUGAUGCUAAACGCAUUGGCCCGUGGAUCUGAUUCGCAGUACAACAAUGGACCGAAUCGUUCUGCAGCCGGACAUGCAACCAAGCCGCCCUGAGCAGUACGAACGACACCGUGAUGUUGGGGUGCUCGACCGACAUUACCAUGGAUAUCUCGCCACUUCCCGUACGUUCGAUCGCUGAAUGACUCAAUCAGUGAAGUUGUCGUCGAUGCUGAUGUGCGGGCCGAUUCACACACAGGGGCUCAUUUUGAGUAAGCUCACCUGAUGAAAAUUCCUCGCUUCUGCUUGUCAGCUUGGUUCACACGGAGAGGCUGAUACUUCGCUCGAUCCUGCUGUUUCAUUUCAAUUAAAUUAGUGGUUUUGAAGAACUACGCAAUGACUAGAACCAUUGCCUGCGCAGAGACCUUCGACGAGCAUGCGAAUUGUAUCGUCACCUUGGUCCGAAACCUUCAGCAGGCGAACAACGCCGUUUACAGUUUCCAUGACCUGCUCAACCUUGGGAAGCACCUCGAUCAAUUCCAAAAACUCCCUACCGCCCAGCUCUGCAGUGAUUGCAACAAGGUGCUUUUCACCACCACCGAGCAAAACAUCGCGGACGCCACGAUGCGGCAGAACCUGUCCAAGCUCGCUCAGUCGAGAUGCGGUCAAAGCUUCAUCAAUGGCGCAUUACCAUCGUCAGUGACGUUCGUUCAGGGAAUUCCGAGCCCUCCUAGUCCCGGAGACUAUGGCUCAACUGGUUGGAACGCAACUCCCACAUCGGGUCGAGAUCCGACGGUUGGCUCAGUGCGAGAAGGGACACUCACUUCGGACGGCCACCCCGUCGUCACGGUCCGGGUGCAGCUGGCGACUUUCGCAGUCGUUGCUGUAGCGGGGCUGUUAGGGGGGAUCCUCGUCUUGUGA